AAUAAUCUAAACAAAAUAUCAAAAAUAUCAAAGAAUGGCAAUGUUGUUGUCCUUUUCUCAUAUUAUUCAAAUGUCUGAAUGGCAGGCUUUCGAUUCUAUAGUCGCCGAUUGCGGGCCUUGAUAUCUGCGACUACCAUUCAGGUAUCUCUCAUAUGCUUCCUUAUACUUUUGCUUAUCAGAUUCGUUCUUCUUGGUAACCAUGAUCCGGAGCCUUUUCCACCCAUGCCGGGUCCGAUAACAACGGUCGAUGAUCCUGCAAUUGACUGGUUUAAAUUCGCAUAUGUUCAAUAUGUCACCUCGCCCGAAUAUCUCUGUAGCGCUCUCAUGCUCUGGUCUCAGGUCGAGGCAAUUGGUAGUCGUGCUCAACGACUAAUGUUAUAUCCUUCACAUUGGAUACUCGAAGAAACCGAUGAUACUCUCCCCUCCAAGCCUCUCACACCCAUUGCCCGAUUGUUAAAACAGGUGCAAACGGAUUAUUACGUUAAGCUUCAACCGGUGGACGUUUUACAUCAGAAUCACACGGAUCGAGCAACAUGGUCAGAUUCAUAUACCAAGCUUCUCGCUUUCAACCUCACUCAGUUCGAUCGGGUUUUAUAUCUUGAUUCCGAUGCUAUUUAUAUUCAGAAUAUGGAUGAAUUGUUUCUUCUCCCUUCUGCUCCAGUCGCCAUGCCAUAUACUUAUUUUGGUUCGCCUCCAAAUUGGGCAUAUUCCUCUCACUUGUUACUAUUACAUCCGUCGCGUAACCUAUUUCAACAGGUCGAAUCUGCUGUGCAGCAUGUUGGACCAAAUGAAUAUGAUAUGGAUAUCCUGAAUACCCUAUUUGCACCACACAUUCUAGCCAUACAAUCACGACCAUACCAUCUUCUCUCGGGUGAAUUCCGUCGCAAAUCACAUAAGGAAUAUUUGGGCGAUGCGAAAGAACUUUGGGAUCCAGGUGAGAUAUUGGCAGAAGCAAAAUAUAUGCAUUUUUCCGACGGGCCGAUCCCGAAACCGUGGAUCAGAGCCACGAAAGAGGAAUUGAAUAAAUACAUGCCGAAUUGUGGGGAGAAUGAAUGGUUUGGAGCGACGGAUUGUAGAGAUAGAACCAUUUGGUUGGGUUUGUAUGGGAUGUUUGCGAGGAGGAGAAAGGAGGUUUGUGGGGUGGGGUUUGAGUUACAACAGAGGAUUUUGAUUGGUGAUAAAGGGUUUAAGGGUUUAAAGGGCGAGGUGGGAGCUGAAGGAUUGGUGUAGAUGAUGGUGCAUAAUGCGUAGAUUGGUGUCAUGAUUUUACGCUUGGAUUGGGUAUUUAUGAGGCUUAUUUGAGUGAAGGAUCGUGACGGUAGAUUAUUCAAUAAUACUAACAAUGUUUACCGUUG
Sclerotinia trifoliorum is the source of this 1355-nucleotide messenger RNA. NCBI's taxonomy places the organism in Eukaryota, Fungi, Ascomycota, Leotiomycetes, Helotiales, Sclerotiniaceae. The record is from the annotation of a GenBank genome assembly.